GUGUUGGACUGUGGCGCGUGCACUGUGGACGCCGUGUGCUUCCCUGCGAGGACGAGCAGCAUCAGCGGCUGUGAGUGCGUGUGUGCUGCUGGCGGCUACGGUGACACGUGUCUGCCAGCUGCUGUUCCGGACGGCCUUGGACCGUUACCGCUCCCCGAUGCGAGGGACACGGAGGUCCGCUGCGUGCACGGUGGCAGCAUCAGCUCCGUGGACUAUCCUGAUCCCGGUGUGCGUGGUCUGUGCUUCGUCAACGUGACCUUUACCGCCGCGAUUGUGCUGGACCUGUCGUAUUUUGACGCGCCACAGCAGACACUCAACAUCACGCUGUUACAUUGCGUCCUCGUGGGCCUAUCGAUCAAGGGGAGUGGUGCGCGCGUGCACGUGAGCGUGGUCUCCUCGAUGAUGGAUUCCGGAGUGUUGGUGUUUCAGGGUGAUUUUGGCGUGAGCUCCCAAAUACUGGUGGUUGGCAGUACGAUUGUGACGAUGUCGGGCCAUGCCAUUUUAUUUGUGAAGUUUACUCUCAGUGCGAAUAUGACGCUGCUGCUGCUCGACAACUACAUCGAGGGGAGCUGGUACGCAAUUUAUUUCUCCGCUGCUGUUGUUGUUGAUGGUGGCGGGAUUAUUUUGAAAGGAAAUACGCUGAGCGCAACGAAGGAUGAUGACGGUGUGGAAUCAUCUGUUUACGUUUACGCUGUUGAUGUGAGGAACGGCGGCUUCAUUGACGUGGAGAACAACACGAUGAGCGCGGUCAAUGGCGUUAUUCUUUUUGGGGAUAACACCGUGAGCUCCGCGGGGCUGCUGCGAGUGGCGGACUGCACCUUCGUUGGCGGGACGGAAACUUUUGAUCCCGCGCUGUUGCAUUUGUCUGGCUCGGUGACCCUCGAGGGAGGUGCGCAGUGGCGUGUGGAGGGCAACAGCGUGGGUGCAGCCUCAGUAUUAUCUAUUCUGUAUCCCCAGUACAAAAUUCAGCUGUCGGGCAGCGGCACCACCGUGGUGCUUUCACACAACCGUCAGGUGGGCGGAAACACUGUCUUUGCCAUGCUUCUUCCAUGGAGCACUAUCUUGACGUCACCCGCGCGGUUUGUGGUUGGAUGCAACCUGCAGGACGAUGAGGAGGUGUCGUACGACGGCGUGUUUCCGGAGGACGUGGUGCUUUUCAGGUGUGGCACGUGCAACGACGACGCGGCGUGCUACAUGCCCGGGACGGAGUCGGUGGACCGCGGCUCGUGCUCGUGCAGCUGCAAGGACGGAUGGCAUGGCGCGUCGUGUCUUCCCCUCGAGGUGCCCGACACGGUUGUGCCGCCCGUAGCGGAGAGAGCCGUGGACGGCGACACGAGCUGCGUGGUGAACCAGACGCUGACGGACCUCACGAUUAACAUGUGGAAGACGCACCACUGCUACGUGGGUGUGACAUUCAGCGGCGUGGGUGCCGUGUUGACGUUCUUCUUCAACAGUAUGCCGCUGCAUCUUCCCAUCAACAUCACGCUCACCGGGUGCACAUUCCUUGACGGAGCCGCGCUGCAGUUUGUUGGGGGUGCUGGGGCGACCGAGUCAUCCGGCAUCCUGAUCCGCGUGAGCCAGACGGUAUUGCGGUCCUCCGCCGUUGCUUUUUUACGUGCUCUUCCGCUGCACUGCGACAUCGCCGUCACGGAGGUUGAUGCGGUGCAAUCCUUCGAGUUUGAAUUAUCGGGUACUGUGAACAACAUGUGGAGCGUGUUUUUGCUGGGAAACGUUGUGUUGAGAGCGUCGACGCUGUUGGUCAGCAACGUCAAGGCGUAUGCAACUAGGCGUGAUGCACUUGGCUUUUCCUCGAUCGGGACGCUGACGCUGGUGGGUGGCAGCUCGCUGUACUUGCGGUACUGCAGCUUUGAGGGCUACAAAUACCUGUUCUACGUGCACAGUCUCAGUGUGAGUGACAACUCCGUUUUUGCGCUGCUCAACAAUACGAUGUUAUUCGGAGUAAGCCUGCUGUAUCAGCACCAAGGAUUCAGCGUGUCGGAUCACAGCGUGUUGCGCGUGGUGGGGAACAGCGGCUCAGCUCGCUACGCCAUCUGUAACGAUGAAUUGUGGAAUGUUCAGCGGUCAAGCUGGCUGGAUUGGCGCGACAACGACGUGGAAGUGGGUGCGAUGUUCUACGACACUGAGUCCGCAUUUGUGAGCAUUGACGACAGCAGUGCGGUAACGUUGACGGGCUGCAAGAUGGGCUCGACGGGGUUGUCGGUAUCCUUGCUGAAGCGGGCUGACGCCGGCUACCGGUUCGUUGCUGGGUGUCUGACGGUCGCGGGACGGAAGGUGACGACGGCGGCAGAACUGGCGCUCCACGGCAUCACCAACGUGACGACGGUUGCGGUGUGCGGUGAGUGCACGAAGGACGGCGACUGCUUCGCUCCGCUGACGACGGAGGUCGUUGACUGCAAGUGCCAGUGCGCUGCUGGAGGGCACGGCGAUGUGUGUGCCCCUGCGCCUGUGCCUGCUGGCCCGCCACCGCCGUCGCCGCCACUGCCGCCCACACCGCCGCCACCGCUGGUUGGUGAGUGCAUCAGCGACAUGGUGUACCCCGAGGUUGCGCAGUCUGUGGGCGACGGGCUGUCGUGGCUGUGCUACCGCAACGUGACGUUCAGCGGGGGCGGCAUGAGCCUGACGGUGCUGGUUGGGGCGAUGACGGGCGACGUGGUGAAAAUAACGUUCGAUGGAUGCACGUGGAGGGACGGCGCCGUGCUGUUGCUGUUGGGCAACGCGCACGCCACUGUGGGGUCGCUGCACAUCGUCGUCACUGGCAGCACCUUUAGUGACGCGCUGCUCAGUCCGGAGGGUGGGUUUCCACCGCACACGAACAUUACGAUCAGCGGGAACCGCUUUACUGUCACGAGGCUGAUUCCUCGGUCGGGAUUGGACAUAUGGAUCCCGUCGUGCGUUGCGAUGAAUGGAAUGGUGAUCGCCAAUGACUCCGCGGUGGUGCUCAGUGGCAAUGUGUUUCAGACCGUGACGGCAUCGUCAAUCGCAAUUUACGUUGUCAGAUCUGCGCUGAGGGUGUCUUGGCACUCCGUGUUUGCGGUGGUGGGCAACACGCUUCAUAUGGACGGCGGUGGCAGUACGCUGAUAAAUAUUGAGGGUUUUAGCCAGUCCUUGUCGCUGAGUGUACUGAACAACUCUGCCGUGGUGGUCCGGGGCAAUCUUGUGACGAGACCCGUGAGGUACUUUUUAUUACUAAUUUUGGCAUUACGUGUGGAGUCUCGGUCAGCGGUUGUGUUUCAGGGCAACGAGAUGCAGAGAAGCUCGGUUGUUUUUUUUUCAAGCCACUCUUCAUACAUCUACUACAACUCCUGGCUGCAGUUGAGCGGCAACCUCUGCCGUGAAUCCCCAUCGGAAGCGUUUGCUUCCCUUUAUCCCAAAGUGAAUCUCCGCGACUCCACGGUGUUUGUUUCCGGCAACCGAUUCAUGUCCAGCACGGGCACGCCGACAGUUGUGCGGAUAUCCACAGGGUCCCGCGAUAUCACAAACGGAGCGAUUGUGGCUGCGUGCAACAGUGUGAACGGCGAGGAGAGAGUGAAAUACAGCAUCCCGUCCGUGUACAAUGCCAAUAUCCUGAGCUGCAGCGACCCAUGCAUCCUUGCGGCGUCGUGCUUCCCCGCGUACACGACGACGGCCUCGAGUGAUGGCUGCGCCUGCAAUUGCGCUGAGGGCGGUCACGGCGAUGCGUGCCUGCCCGUUGCUGUCCCCGAGCCGCCGAGCACUGACGGCGCCGACUUGUGCGUGCGUGACGUGCGUGUGGAUGUGGAGGUGAACGCCGGUCUCGGGACGUCGGUAGCGUGCUACGUUGGUGUGACCUUUGCGGCGGAUGUCGUGGUGGACGUGGAGUCGAUGUCAGGGAGCGUGCGCAACGUGACGCUGGCGAACUGCACGUUUUUGGGCGGAGCGAGCCUGUACGUUGUUGGGUGGCGUUCCGACCCGCCUGCUGGACAGCGCGCCGAUGUGUUGAUCAGCGGGCUUGAGUCGCGCUCUGGCGGCGGCGUGGUGGUGGCGAACCUAUUUCCGCCGGGCUCGCGCGUCACUGUGGUGGACUCGGUGCUGAUCGCGGAGAAGCGUGUUGCGUAUCGCGACGCUUACGGCCUUGGCGACGCGUCCGCGUGCCUCGUGGUGCACAGCGUGAAUCUGACUGGGAGCGUGCUGACCAUUGCGCGCACGCAUGUGGCGGCGGUGUUCCGCGACGCUGUUGGCGUGUUGGUGGUUGGCAGCGUGGCGCUGUCGUCGCGCGGAGCGCUGUACGUGGACGGGCUGUCGGUGCAGACGGCGCUGGGGCUGUGCGUGUCUGUGGAGGGCGGUGUUGCGGCCAGCGGUGGCUCCGUGGUGGCGUUUGUUGACAGCGAUUUCCUGCUGUGCAAGCACGCGGUGUCUGUGCGCGGGGCUGUGAGCGUGUCGGGCUCCGCAGUGGCGCUUGUGCGGGGCGAAUUCUUGUCGACGGAGGACCACGCGGUGACGUUUUAUUCGACGGUGAGGCUGGAUGGUGGGUCGAUGCUGCUGGCGAAGGGCAACGUGCACGACGGCGUCUCGAGGGAGAUGCUCUACGCGGCUGACACCGUGACCGCUGCUGGGAGCACGCUGAGCUUUGUGCGCAACCGAGCGCUGCUGCCGCGGAUGCUGUCGGCGAGCCUGUCGCUCUCGGCUGGGGCGCAUUUGAGGGUGGCGUGCAACGACGCUGGUGGGCGUGUCCUGUCGACGGCGGAGGAGUACGCAGCGGCUGGUUUUGGCGACGCUGGGAGCAUCGACGUUGCUGGAUGCGACGCCUGCGACAGGGUCACGCACUGCUACGCGCCCGGGACGGCGUCUGCGAGCAUGAUGAACGGUGUUUGCGUGUGCGAUUGCGGCAGCGGCGGGUACGGCGAGGCGUGCGUGCCUGUGGGUGCUCCCGUGCUGCCGCCCGCUGUGGGCACCGCGUCGAGUGUGUUUGUCCGCGAGGGCGUGACGGUGCAGUCGGUGUUCGUUGUGCCUGCCGGCGCGAGCGAGGUGACGCUGCGCCAUGUUGUGCUGGACGGCGUGAGUCCGGUGCUCUACGUACCGUGGAUGGCGCGGGACGGCGUGCGGAUCGUUGUGCAGAAAGUAUCGCUGCUGAACGGCGCCGUGCUGUGCGUGAUGGGCGGUGGAGCGUUGCGCGGUGCGGGGGCGGCGGGGAGCGACGAGGGCGGGCCGGUGGAGCUGUCCGUGUGCGAUGUGGAGGCGCUGAACGGUGCGCUUGUGCUGACCGGCACGUUUCCUGCGGGGUCUGUGCUGACGGUGGCGGACUCCCUGCUGGUUGCCGCGAGGCCGACGCCGCUUGUGUAUCUUCCCGGCUCGCAGUCCUCGCCGUACGCACCGGUGCUGGUGCUGUCGGGCCUGCGGCUCGUGCGGUCCGUGCUGGUUGUGUCCGGCGUUGCCCUCGUGACCGUGGUGACUGGUGGGCGGACGGUGGUGGUGGACGGUGCCGGACUGGAGCUUGUCGGUGGCGGCGUUGCGCUGGACGCGGCUGUGCUCGGUGGCGAAUAUGCGUUGUACGCGAGUGCGCGCGUGGUUGCCUCGGGGGGCGCUGUGCUGCGCGUGUCGGGGAGCCAGGUGUACGCCGCGCAUGGGUUGGUGUUUGGCAGCGGGGUGGAGGCCAACGCGUCUGCCGUCGUAGUGAAUGACAACGCCGGUGUGCUGACCGAUGGCGCGCUGCUGGAGCUGCGGGGGUCGGCGUCGUUCGUGUCCGGGUCGUGGCUUUCGGUGCGCGGCAACAGCAUCAGUGGCAGGCUCCUGUCGCUGCCGUCGUACCCGCGCAGUGCGGACCUCGUGCAGAGCACGCUGACGCUCCACGGGAACGCCGGCAGUGGGCCCGUCGUGAUGGACGGCACCGUUGCGCUUGGGGGUGCCGGCCGAAAUUUCGUCGUAGGGUGCCUGACGCUCAACGGGCAGGCGCUGCAGCCGAUGGACUACAGGUCUGCCGGCAUCAUCGGGGAAUUUCGUCCCGUGGCGUGUGGCGUGUGCGAUGCCGACGUGCGCUGCUUUGCAGUUGCGACGAGGGCGAUGUCUGCGUCGUGCGGCUGCCGCUGUGCUGAGGGCGGGUACGGGCGCGACUGCCUGCCAGUGUACCUGCCGCACGUGGACGGGUGCAACCGCACGCCCGGCAUGCCGCUGCUGAGCCACACGGCGACGCUGACGGAGACGCGCAGCCCGACACCGACAUGGACGCUGGGCCUGAGCACGACGCACUACAGUCCGACGCCGUACGGGCCGACGGAGGCGCUGCAGGUGACGGAGACGAUGGCGCUGCCGCCCACGCGGACCCCCACAGCGUCGGUGAGCGGCACGCUGUGGUGGAGCGACGUGGCGUGCCCGACGCUUGCCGUGACGACGACGGCGGCUGGUGGGAGCCUGACGCAGAACGACAUUCGCGGCGGUGGGAGCGUCGUCCCGACGCGGCUGAUGGUGGCGCUGCCGCCGCCGUUUCGAUGGGCAAGCGACCCGCAGCUCGGCACGCACCUGAGCUUCGUGCCGGUGUCGACGGCACAGCCGCGCGGGUUUGGCGGUCCGUGGGGAGCGAUGCUGAGCAACGCGACGUGGAUGCGCAACGCGACGAAUCCGUCCACCGUCCUGGAGCUGGCUGUGCCCAUGCACCGCGGUUACUUCAUUGAUGCCGACGAGACGAUAGUCAUUCGGUGCGACGCUGUGGCGGUGUUUGGCGGCUGCAAGGGUGUGCUGCUUGGGUCCUUCACGAUCAGGUCGAACACGCUGCCCGCUGCUGCCAACGCCCUCUCGGCGAUCACCGGCGUUGUUGCGGGUGCGGCGGCUGUUGCCGUGGUGGUGACCGGCGGGCUCGGCUCCGUCCUGGAGAUGCAGGCGCUCGGCGUGUUUGCGAGGAUGCCAUGCGCCUCGGCGCAGGAGCGUGCGAGCACCGUUGCGCUGCCGUACUUCCUGUCAGUGUUCGCUGCCCUUAACCCGCUGUGGAUGGUGGUGGGCAACGCGCUGCUGGCCGCAGUGUUCGGGUGCGUGCACUGCGGUGUGACGGCCGCCUUCCAGCGGUGGCGCGGCGUGGACGCGGCGAGUGCGUGGGCGGCGAUGCGCUUCCCGAGCCUGACGUACGUCGUGGCGCACGCGAUGCACCUUGGUAUUUUCUUCGGCUCCGUGCUCGCACUGGCGAUGCCCGGCGCCCGCGGGCAUCACCGCGUGGUUGGUGUCGUUGGCGUGCUGUACGGUGUGGCGUUUCCUGCUGGCGUGUGCUACUUGAUUGCCCGCCACGUGGGAGCGAGCUUCACGAGGUACUGGCAGUUUUCGAGGAAGCCGCUGCACGAGCGCCUGCUGUACCCCGUCGGGUAUUGGCACCCCGCGGCGCAGCAGCGGAUGUACGGCGGACUGCUGACGAACAUGAGGGGCAGCCACGUGUGCUGGUGCGUGUUCCAGCUGUCGGUGCUGUGUGUGGUGGGCCUGAUUGCGGCUGUGCACCCGCCCGUGGGAGGCUGCCACGUCCAGUACUUCUGCAUGGCGGCUGUGCUGGUUGCGGGUGCGGGCGUGGUUGCCUUCACGAACAUGAUGCGCUCGUCCUUCCUGACGGUGAUGCACACGGCGAGCUUUCUGCUGCUUACGGCGCAGUGCGUGGUGAGCGCGGCCAACCAUCUUGCGCCGAGCGACGGCAAAGCGAGGGCGUACGCGGCUAUCGUGCUGCUGCUGACGACUGUGCUGCUUGCGGUCACUGUGUACAGCGUCGUUGUGUGGUACGCGGAGGACCGCCACUGGCAGGAGCUGCGCGAGCCGCGGCGUGGUGGGCUGGAGGCGCUGCUGCGAGAUGACGAGGAGAGCGACGAGGACGCGCAGAAGCCGCACGAAAUGACGUCAUCAUCUUACGCCUCAGGCACCACCGGCGCGUCGUCGUACCGGCCACCCGCACCGCCGUUGCAGCCCAUGGCUGGUGACACCCGCUCAGACGCGCUGAGCCCGCUGGACCGUGCAUCCAGUGCGAGCCGUAUGAUCGAUUACGCUGCCAUGUGA
Molecule: messenger RNA, 7995 nt
Organism: Trypanosoma cruzi
Lineage: Eukaryota; Euglenozoa; Kinetoplastea; Trypanosomatida; Trypanosomatidae
Product: dispersed gene family protein 1 (DGF-1), putative
Exons: 1
Molecular function (GO): Notch binding
Source: RefSeq, a predicted model, not a curated record